AGGAAGCGCGCCACUUUCCCAGUGACUCGCAGUCCGGAACACUUGGGCCGGACUUCGCAUUUCCGGCUAACUUGGUAGGAAUCGGGGAAUCUCUGGUUCUGUAGAUUCUUUUAAUGGAUUGCAACUUCAAAGUAGUUGUGAGUGAAUUUUCUUUCUUUCCGCAUACUCGAUCUGCUGGUUCUUCUCACGGCGAUACUCUUCCAUACCCCCACACUUUUGACUGGAAAAAGCGACAAUGGCAACCUUUACCAACAUCCGCGAGCAAUUUGAGCUUCGUGGACGCAACUAUGUUGUGACAGGCGGUGCUCAAGGAAUUGGCUUCUGUCUGGUCAAUGCGAUUGCUCAAAUGGGUGGUAAUGUGGUCGCGCUAGACCUCAAGGAAACCCCAAGUGAGGGCUUCCAGGCUUUGGGGCAGAAAUAUGGCGUCACCACUGGCUACGUGAAGGCAGAUGUCACAGAUGAGAAAAGCAUCAGCGACGCUUUCCAAAGUGCUGUCGGCAUUCUAGGAGGGGUGGAUGGAUGUAUUACGUGUGCCGGCAUCGCAUUGGAAAAGCCAUUCGAGCAGACCACCUUCGAUGAAGUUAGCAGAAUACAGAACGUCAACGUUGUUGGAACUUAUAUCACAGCCCAGCUAGCGGCAGAGCAGAUGAAGAAGCAAGGCACUGGCGGGAGCCUGAUUCUUGUUGCCUCAAUCACCUCUCAUACAGUCCUCCCGUUUCACCACAUGUCGGCCUAUGGUGCUUCAAAGGGUGCGGUCAAGAUUUUGUCCGAGGCCCUGGCUGUGGAGCUCUCGCCAUCCAAAAUUCGAGUCAACAGCAUCUCCCCUGGAUUCAUCGACACUGAGAUGACCCAGGAGGUCCGCAACGCGAAUCCUAUUAUGAAUGAUAUUAUGAACAAGACGCCGCCUCUGCAACGGAUCGGUACUAGAGACGAUCUGAUGGGUGCGGUUAUCUACCUUUUGAGUGAUGCGUCAAGCUACACCACCGGGUCGGACAUUGCGAUCACUGGUGGACUGCAUAUUGGUCGGUUCAUUGGCACCUGAAUCACGACUCAUCGUCCAUAGUUCAUGUCUUCAUCAAUAUCUAGGGGUCAGCGAUUGGUCAAGACUAAUGUCUCUCGUAGAUUGAUA
This is a messenger RNA of Ilyonectria robusta, 1129 nucleotides long. RefSeq names its product short chain dehydrogenase. Gene Ontology annotation, molecular function: oxidoreductase activity, acting on NAD(P)H, oxygen as acceptor. The transcript has 2 exons. NCBI's taxonomy places the organism in Eukaryota, Fungi, Ascomycota, Sordariomycetes, Hypocreales, Nectriaceae. Gene Ontology annotation, cellular component: intracellular anatomical structure. Bases 236 to 1042 code for a protein of 268 amino acids. The record is from RefSeq and is a predicted model, not a curated record.